Nicotiana tabacum (common tobacco) is the source of this 787-nucleotide messenger RNA. Its product is annotated as dirigent protein-like. The record is from RefSeq and is a predicted model, not a curated record. Lineage: Eukaryota; Viridiplantae; Streptophyta; Magnoliopsida; Solanales; Solanaceae.
UUUAAUUUCUCUCUGAAAUUUUGUCUAGUUACGAUCAAUGGCCUCUAAAUUAUUAUUUGCAUUUAUCUGCAUUCUUCUUCUCUCCAUUUCUGCUCAGAGCUACACCCGUCGUGUUCGCGCUCCUUGCAAAGAAAUGGUGUUUUACUUUCAUGACAUUGUUUACAAUGGUGAAAAUUAUAAAAAUGCGACUUCAACCAUAAUUGGCGCACCAGAAUGGGGCAAUAGGACCAUAAUGGCAAGUCCUAACAAUUUUGGGGACUUGAUUGUAUUUGAUGAUCCAAUUACACUCGACAACAAUUUACACUCAACCCCAGUUGGAAGGGCACAAGGCAUGUAUUUUUACGAUCAAAUGGACACUUUUAGUUCUUGGCUUGGUUUCUCUUUUGUGUUUAAUAAUACAGAUUAUAAAGGAAGCUUGAAUUUUGCUGGCCAUGACCCUUUGAUGAACAAAACUAGGGACAUUUCAAUAAUUGGUGGAACUGGUGAUUUUUUCAUGGCUAGAGGAAUAGCCACUUUGAGCACUGAUGCAUUUGAAGGAAGUGUUUAUUUUCGACUUCGCGUCCACAUUAAGUUGUACGAGUGUUGGAAAUUACUCUAGUUCCGCGUUUUGUUUUCUUGAUCAUUUGCAUUUAUGUGCUUGUUGAAAAGAUGUAUAACCUCAAUUUGAGGGUCAAGAACUGUUUCUUGACUUCAAUUUCCUUUUUAUUUUCAUGAGUUGCAUAUAUAUGUGUGGUCAUUGAUUGUACUGUUUCAGCCUUCUGUUUCUGUACGGAGGUUUCGAUUUAAA